Owenia fusiformis is the source of this 1620-nucleotide messenger RNA. NCBI's taxonomy places the organism in Eukaryota, Metazoa, Annelida, Polychaeta, Sabellida, Oweniidae. The record is from the annotation of a GenBank genome assembly.
AAUUACAAUCCAACAACCUGAAAUAUUUGCACUGGGUUUUACCCGGUAUAUUCACUUGUGUGAACAAGUUUACCUGUAUCACAAUAUAAACAAUUUUUGGCCGGGGGCACAACCAGUCAAAAUCACAACUGAUGAGUUUGUCUUAAGUGACUGACACAGACACAAUCAAUAACUCGGGGAGAGUAGCUCUAUCACCAUGACAUCAGACACAAAACAUCGCACAUUCAGGGAUGAUAUAACACUAGUAACAAUGUAUCUAAACCUUGGCUGCUUUCAAAAAGGGAAAGAAAAGGGAAAAUAUGUGCCUAAACUGAGUAAAAAAUUAUAUGACUCAUGGAUGCCAGUAUUCGGAAAAAUUGCCAACCCGACUGUAAUGUACUGCGAGACAGAUGAACUAGAACAUGAAUUUAAAGAUUAUCGCAAAUCCAUGCUUUCGACAGCUACAAAAGUAAUACAAUCUGACAGGUCAAAAUUAUGGUCUUUUACUAAACAACCAGCGGUGGAGAAAAUUUAUGGUAAUCCAGAUUAUCCACAUUUUCAUCCGAACACAAUUGCUGAAUACACUUGUUGCAUGCAUGCAAAAUAUGACGUGCUUGAAGAUGCAAUCGAAAAUAAUUUUUUCAAUACAAAAUACUACGCAUGGUUGGAUGUUGGAUACUUUAGGGACCUAGCUACAAAUCCCGAGAAACUUGCAAAAAGAAAGAAUUUCAAGUUGAUGGUCCCUGCUGAUUUUGACCCAACAAAAGUGGCAUAUUGUGUUGUUUGGCCGGAGGAAGCCAAGUCUCCAUUUAUUACAACAGAGAAAGUGUUCAAGGAAAAUCGCACAUGGAUAGGGGGUGGUUAUUUCUUGGCAACAGGCCCGGUUAUGCUUGAGUGGAUAAAAGAAUACCGCCGAUAUGUUCAGAAAUUCUUGGAAAUGGGCCUGUCUAACAGCGACCAACAGAUCCUCUUUGCCAUGUUACACACUGAAGAUGAGAAACCUAAAGUUCCUGUUCAGUUGUACACACUAGAGAACCCCGGGAAAGAAACAGAUAAAGGAGGUACCACAAGAGGGCGGUCGAACCCAUGGUUCUACCUGGGGUACCUUUGUAAAGCAACAUGGGAGAAAAAGAUGGGAAUUGAAACUCCAAAGGAAGAAGCUUGUAAUGUGAUGUAACACUUUGAGCAAUACUUCAGAGCAUAAUAAAUUACCUCGUGAACAUUUUGGUAAACGCCAACUCUCUGGGUUUUAUGACAAAACAAGGAGUAUGUGUGAAACAUCAACAAGCCUUCAUUGUUACACUUAUAAAUCUAUCCUUUAUAGAACACAAAAGUUUAAGUUUCAAAAACGAUUUAUCGAUACAGGACCAGUUUGGAAAAUGGCAUCAAAUAUUUAAAUAGUACACUUUACCACGAAUUCGAUGCCAUCGAAAAUGUACUUCAUUAUUAUUAUAUACCAUUAUACAGUUUAAUGAAUAUCUUUAAUUUCAUCAUGUCCAUACACAAAACAGCAUUAUCAUAUUGAAUGCUUUCAAUUCUGUCACAUAAGAUUUAUGUCACAGCUUAUUUUAUAACUUAAAACAUAACACAUUGACAAAUAAAGCACUCCAUAUGCAUGGCAAUGCCUAUUUUAUUCAUAAA